Molecule: messenger RNA, 4070 nt
Organism: Rattus rattus (black rat)
Lineage: Eukaryota; Metazoa; Chordata; Mammalia; Rodentia; Muridae
Gene: Dmbx1
Product: diencephalon/mesencephalon homeobox 1
Exons: 4
Coding region: 10-1140 (376 amino acids)
Biological process (GO): regulation of transcription by RNA polymerase II
Molecular function (GO): RNA polymerase II transcription regulatory region sequence-specific DNA binding; DNA-binding transcription factor activity, RNA polymerase II-specific
Source: RefSeq, a predicted model, not a curated record
GAUGCCGCUAUGCAGCACUAUGGGGUGAAUGGCUACUCCCUGCAUGCUAUGAACUCCCUCAGUGCCAUGUACAACCUGCAUCAGCAGGCGGCCCAGCAGGCCCAGCAUGCCCCUGACUACCGGCCAUCAGUGCAUGCGCUUACAUUGGCUGAGCGCCUAGCUGACAUCAUCUUGGAGGCCCGCUAUGGCUCCCAGCACCGUAAACAACGUCGUAGUCGCACGGCAUUCACAGCCCAGCAGCUUGAGGCCCUGGAGAAGACCUUCCAGAAGACUCAUUACCCAGACGUGGUGAUGCGUGAGAGGCUGGCCAUGUGCACCAAUCUUCCCGAGGCCCGCGUGCAGGUGUGGUUCAAGAACCGCAGGGCCAAGUUCCGAAAGAAGCAGCGUAGCCUGCAGAAAGAGCAGCUCCAGAAGCAGAAGGAGGCCGAGGGCUCCCACGGGGAAGGCAAGAUGGAGACCCCAGCCUCAAACACACAGCUGGAAGCAGAGCAGCCUCCCCGUCUCCCCAGUGGUGAGCCCCCUGCUGAGCUUCAGCUGAGCCUGUCGGAGCAGUCGGCCAGUGAAUCCGCCCCUGAAGACCAGCUGGACCGCGAGGAGGACUCCCGGGCAGAGGAGCCCAAGGCUGAAAAGAGUCCUGGAUCUGAGAGCAAGGUGCUGGGCUGCAAGAGGGCCAGCCCUAAGGCAGAUUCCCCAGGCAGCCUGGCCAUAACGCCUGCAGCCCCAGCGGGCAGCCUCCUUGGUCCUUCCCACUCCUACUCCUCGUCCCCACUCAGCCUCUUCCGUCUACAGGAGCAGUUCCGCCAGCACAUGGCGGCCACCAAUAACCUGGUGCACUACUCAUCUUUUGAAGUGGGCGGUCCUGCACCUGCUGCGGCAGCAGCUGCCGCCGCCGCGGUGCCCUACCUAGGGGUCAACAUGGCCCCACUGAGCUCCCUACACUGUCAGUCCUAUUACCAAUCCCUGUCAGCAGCUGCUGCUGCCCACCAGGGUGUGUGGGGGACCCCAUUGCUGCCGGCGCCCCCCACAGGCCUGGCACCUGCCUCAGCUGCCCUGAACAGUAAAACCACGAGCAUUGAAAACCUUCGCUUGCGGGCCAAGCAGCACGCUGCCUCCCUGGGACUCGAUACACUCCCCAAUUGACUGCCUGGCUUCCAACCCAACCAUGGUCUUAGGUGUUCCCCUAUCUCGGUCCCAUGGUUAUUCCCAGAAGGCUCUCCGAGUUCUCCAAGAACUAACUUCGAGAGCCCAGGGAUACUGGGGCCUGGAGUCCUUUCACUUUGUCUCCCUUCUUCAGAGUCCCAACCCCAAGUGAAUCCCACACACCCUCUGCAUGGCCCUGCUUGGACCCCAUGGAGGUCAAAUGGGGAGGAGGUGAGCAACUGGCCUCCCCUCCCCGGUAUUGCCUCCUCCCCUGCUCCCUCACUAGUAAGUUGAUGUGUGGAAUGUGAGAUAUAAAUAUAAAUAUAUAAAACUAUAUUUUCAGGCACUGCCUGCCCCAGGCCCCUUUCCCUGUUCUCCUCACAUCUCACUGCUACCCUUGCCUCUGAGAUUCUCUCCAGCAGUUGUUCUCUCUCUCUCUCUCUCUCUCUCUCUCUCUCUCUCUCUCUCUCUCUCUCUCUCUCUCUCUCUCUUCUCUUCCCUCCUCCUCUUGAUCUCUCUCCUCUCUCUCUCCCUGCAGCCCCAUUUUUCUUCCUCCAUCCCUGUCCCCCACCCCCCUACCCCACCUGUCUAUCCCUAACUGCUGUGCCGUCCCUUGGCCUUUGGUGCUGGCUGUAUUGUUGUCCUAUAUUCUCAGUGUUUCCUUUGGGCUUGUGGUGUUCGGUUUUAGUCACUUUGUUUCUUCCUGUUUCUCUUCUGCUCUGCUUGCCUAUCUCCUCCCUCAGCCUGAACCCUCUCUAGGCAACUCUUCCAUCCCAUACCCCAAGAGUCAACAAAGCCCUACUUGAAGACCCCGGAGCGACAGGCAGGAGGUAGCCCCUAGCCUCACAGCAUCUCCCAGAUAUUAGGAGGGGCUCACAGUCACCUUUCCUUCUCUUUCCUUGCUUGGAGUACCAGCUCCUCAGAUUGCAGAGGGGCAUGUGGUGGCACUGGGACAGCAAUCUCUUUGCAGGGUUCUAGCCUCCCUUAUCAGCGAGUGAAGCCUAUGGCCACACACGGUCUCAGGAUUUGUUGACUUCCUGUCCCAGAGGCCAGUGGGAGUAGGAGCUUCUGUCUAUUAGUCACUAGCACGGCAAGGUGUGCUCUUACAGGCUACCCUGCUCUGCGGACUCCCUUUCAGGGUGGUGUGGCAUUGGGCAAGCCCCGUACUUUCUGGGACUGUCUUGUCUGGAUAAGAUGACUAAGAAGAUUCUGUUCAUUUCCAACCACCCAUAGCCUCUAACCUUGUAUGGCAGAGGCUUUAGUUAGGUCUAACCAUGACCUGCAGUACAAACACUCAGAGAAGCCCGAUGUGUAAGUUAGAACAUUACUGUUGUUUUGCUGAGGAACAGUGAGUCCUGCAUACCUGAAGCUCUCUGUGGGUACCGCCUCAGUUUCUCAGAAAAUGCAUUCCUUUCUGGGUUAGACAAUCUGGAUUUGGUCCUAUUUUACUUGGAUUCCAGUGCGAGCCUUGGGGGCUACUCCAUUUCCAUGCCCAUGGUGAGGGGUAGGUAAGAUGACUUGGAUAGAUUUGUGGUUAUGAUUCCCAAGCCCCACACCCACACAGUGGGUUGCCUGGCAUGGCUGGCCUACAGAGCCAACAAUGCCCACCUUAGUAAGGCCAGUCUGGACUGGGGUAGGAGGAGAAGGCUUUGGGCAGUAGAAAGUGGGGAGGGGAAUAACCUGAGACAGGAGAAGCAUGACAGAAACAGGAGAAGCGAGCAUGAGUGAGCCUUUGAACACGAGGUGACUGGCCUCGUGAGAGUGAGGCAGAAAGCCUAGAGUGCAGCCCAGUAGUCCCACUUCCACACAGGGAGCACCAAAGGCAGUUGAGGGUUUCUUAAGAAGGGGUAUCUUCCUGGGAUCUGGAAUCUGGAAGGCGAGUCCAAAGCCUUUCGAACAUCAGAGGAGGAGAAACUUGGCCAAGGGGACGAGAGGUUAGCAGAUCUGAGGGGUUCUGGGUUGGGGAGGGUUCAGUGGCCCAUGGUUAGCUUCAAGAAAUUAUGUUUCUGAAAUGUCUCAUCUGGAAUUGGGCACAGGGCUGAAACUGUCUUUCUAGUUCUGGGUGCAAAUGACCGAUUGUCACUGGGACUUGGGAUCUAACCAUCUCCAGUCUCCCCAACCCUCUAAGGGGGAAGGCCACCCGAGGUCGUGUUCUGUCAUGACACAACCCUGCUCUACCCUAGGCUUUUCAAAAAGCUCUUAGAUCUUUGUCAUUCGUUCUCUCAUUUGCUGACCCAAACCCACAAGGCCAGAGAAGGAAGGAAAGACACAGGUGGGUGUUAUCCUCAGGGAUCUCAAGUUAAUUUAGGGUACCAGACUCAGGUACUCAAAGCAGCUGAAAGAGAAGGGGUUUGAAGAGAGAUAUAACCAUGUCUUCUUGGGGGUGAUUAGACGGCAUAAUUUUUUUGAAGAUAUUAGAGGGCAUGAGUGUGGCAGGUGAACCCACUUGCUGGACAUUACUGAUGGAAUCUCUCCCAGGCCUGCUGGUCACUUGGGACAGAGAACCCAAGGACUAAACUCUUACGAGCCCUUAGAGGAAAAGUCCUGCUCUUCUCUGCUCCUUCCCGUUUGAGGUCUCCUUUGCCCUGCUUCCUCACUUCCCUAGAGCAUGGUUCAGGGGCCUGGGUCCCCGCCUCUAUGCAGAGGCUGAUUGGCUGUACAGACCGCUUUCCAAACCAGCUGUUUUGUGACCACUUGUGCUUAGAGGUUGUACCAGCCCUUGACAAAAAAACCACCGUGUAUUGUAUUUAUUUAUUCUGUUAGUUGAAGAAGCAAAACUCAAACCUCUCACUUUCCCUUGUCCUGCCCCCUGCAUAGCACAGCAUGAUGCUCUGUCCCGUGUAUCUGUCUGUCAGUCUGUUGGCCUCACUUCCUGUGACUUUGUGACCUGUUCUUUGUCCUAAUUGGCUAAUAAAAGAGAACCUGGCAGC